Trichophyton benhamiae CBS 112371 is the source of this 1254-nucleotide messenger RNA. RefSeq lists its product as uncharacterized. The transcript has 5 exons. Bases 1 to 1254 code for a protein of 417 amino acids. Lineage: Eukaryota; Fungi; Ascomycota; Eurotiomycetes; Onygenales; Arthrodermataceae. The record is from RefSeq and is a predicted model, not a curated record. Gene Ontology annotation, molecular function: flavin adenine dinucleotide binding; acyl-CoA dehydrogenase activity.
AUGGCUGCUCCCUUUGGCUCUCCCGUCCCCUACGCUGAGCCGCAGUGGUAUUCCCGCGACUGCUCGCCUUACCACGAUGAGUCUCACAGGAAGCUGCGCGCGUUUGUCCGAGACUAUGUCGAGAUGGAGCUGAUGCCCUAUGCCCACGAGUGGGAAGAGCAGGGCUUCGUUCCAGAUGAAACCGUCAGGAGGUUUGCGAAGAAUGGCUUCUGCAUCAUAGACAGAUCCAAGCCCGAGUACAUGGGUGGCAUCAGCCUGCCAGCCGGCAUUGCACCGGGAGAAUGGGACAUCUUCCACACCCUCAUCGUGGCGGAUGAGCUGAACAGCAUCGGCUGCCCCCCUAUCAUGAACUUUGGAACCGAGCAGCAGAAGCUGGAGUAUCUUCCUAGAGUUGCUCGUGGGGAGAUACGAUUCUGUCUAGGAGUCACCGAGCCAGACGCCGGUUCUGAUGUCUCUGGGAUCAAGACCGUGGCAAAGAAGGUCGGCAGCCACUACAUUGUCAACGGAGCAAAGAAAUGGAUCACCAACGGGAUCUGGGCGGACUACUGCACUGCAGCCGUCAGGACCGGCGGGCCAGGCCAUGGCGGUAUAUCCUUUCUCAUCAUCCCCUUGACCGCAGAGGGGGUCACCAGACGGCGGAUGUUCAACUCCGGCGUCCACGCAAGUGGCUCUACUUUCCUGGAAUUCGACGACGUAGAAGUACCCGUCGAGAAUCUAAUCGGCAAGGAAAACGAAGGAUUCAAAUAUAUCAUGUCAAACUUCAACCCAGAGCGGCUCAGCCUGGCCAGUGCCUGCAUCAGGCUCUCUCGCGUAUGCGUAGAAGAUGCCUUCAGAUACUCUACGGUCCGAGAGACGUUCGGCAAACCCCUACUGGCUAACCAGGUCAUCAGGGCAAAAAUCAGCAAGAUGGGCCAGCUCAUCGAGCCCUGCCAGGCAUUCAUGGACCAGCUAGCAUAUACCAUCAAGACCUCUGAGCAGACUGGGCGGAAAAUCGAUAUUGGAGGAAUGACUGCCCUGCUCAAGGUGAUGAGCACACGCUGCUUGGAGAAGGUGUGUAGGGAAGCCCAGCAGAUCAUGGGCGGAGCAGGGUAUAACAAGGCUGGCAAGGGAUCAAGAAUCGAAGCCAUCAGUCGUGAUGUUCGGGUAUAUGUCGUUGGUGGAGGAAGUGAGGAGAUACUGCGGGAUCUUUCUGUGCGCGAGGAGCUGAAACACAUGCGUAAGGUCAUGGAGGCGCAGAAGAGAGCUAAGUUGUGA